AUGGAGAGUACUGUUAAUGGUAGUCAAUUGAGCAUGAAGAUUCUUUUUGAUAAAAAAAGCAAGAAAGUAUUAUUUGCAGAAGCAGGAAAAGAGGUAAUAGAUUUUCUGUUCUACAUUCUUUCUCUACCAUUAGCCACAGCUACAAAGCUCCUCUCCAAAUCCAAGAUCGAUAUGAACGGUUGUUUGAAUAACCUUUAUGCGAGUAUUGAGAAUUUGGACCACAAAUAUUUUCAAAGUGCCGAGAGAAAGGAUUUUAUCCUCAAUCCUAAGCCAUCAUUUCCAGUACAGGCACCCUUAUUGAUAUCAGAUACUGUAAGUCGUCCAAACACUACCAAAGUCUACAAAUGUCCUAACUCAACUCACAAUGUUUAUUAUAGCAUUGACUCAACAGCAACAUGUAGGACUUGCUAUGUUCGAAUGAGUAUCCUCGAGGGGGAACUUAUAGGAGUGCAUUAUCAAGGUGAGGGUAUUGUGAAAGAUUUUCCCAAAUAUAUGGUGAUGGAUGAUUUGGUGAUCAAACCAACUUCUUCAAGUUCUAGCAUCUCUUUACUGAAAGAUUUCAGCAUCAAGUAUGUUAAUAACAUUCAAGAAAUUGUGGUUGAUUUGGGCAUUGAUGAGGGGAUCAAGAUAUUAAAGGCUUCUCUAGAAGGGAAAGAAGUACUUACAAGUGUUUUCAUUCACAAUCAAAAGCUGGAUAGUAUUGUUAAUAAUGGUAAACUGAGCAUGAAGAUAAUUUUUGACAAUGAAAACAAGAAAGUAUUAUUUGCAGAAGCAGAGAAAGAUGUAAUAGAUUUUCUUUUUUAUCUUCUUUCUCUACCAUUGGCCAUGGCUAUGAGGCUCCUCUCCGAAUCCAAGAUAGGCAUGAACAGUUGUUUGAAUAACCUUUAUGUGAGUUUUGAGAAACUGGAUAACAACUAUAUUGAAACUGUUGAGAAAAAAAACUUCAUCCUUAAGCCUAAGCCAUCCUUUCCAGUACAGGCACCCUUGUUGAUAUCAAAUACAGUAAGUCAUCCAAGCAGUACCAAUUUCUACAGAUGCCAUAACUCAACUCACAGUGUUUAUUAUAGCAUUAACUCAAUUACAAAAUGUGUUUAUUGCUCUAACAUUAUGAGUACCCUUCAUGGGGAACUUGUAACAAGGUCUGAUCAAGGUGGGGGUUUUGUGAAAGGUUUGGUGAAAUAUAUGGUGAUGGAUGAUUUUAUGAUCAAACCAGUUUCACUCAUUUCUGACAUUGGUUUGUUGAAAGAGUACAACAUAGAGGAUGUUAAUAAUCUUCAAGAAAUUGUGGUUGAUUUGGGCAUUGAUGAGUGUCUAGAGAUAUUAAAGACUUCUCUUGAAGGACAAAAAACUAUUACAAGUAUUUUCAUUCACAAAUUGGUUGAAGAGUUGGAAGAUCAAGAUGAUGAAGAUUAUGUAGAUGAUGACGAGGAGGAUGAUGAGGAGGAUGAUGACGACGAGAGCGUUGACGACGAAGAAGAUGACAAUGAAGAUAAAACUUUGGUUUAG
Impatiens glandulifera is the source of this 1506-nucleotide messenger RNA. RefSeq lists its product as uncharacterized. The transcript has 5 exons. The record is from RefSeq and is a predicted model, not a curated record. Lineage: Eukaryota; Viridiplantae; Streptophyta; Magnoliopsida; Ericales; Balsaminaceae. Bases 1 to 1506 code for a protein of 501 amino acids.